Messenger RNA from Prunus avium (sweet cherry), 1797 nucleotides. RefSeq names its product F-box/kelch-repeat protein At3g23880-like. The record is from RefSeq and is a predicted model, not a curated record. NCBI's taxonomy places the organism in Eukaryota, Viridiplantae, Streptophyta, Magnoliopsida, Rosales, Rosaceae. Gene Ontology annotation, molecular function: protein binding.
AGCUUUUUAGACGUAGGCAGGCAAUCUCAGCAUAUAAAUAGAGAAAGAGAGGUCUCCACAAUGAUCCAUUAGGGUUUGAGCGGACUACCAUGUACGGAAAAGAAUGUCCUAGAAGAAGCUAGAAAGUUCUUUUCUCUUUUCACUGUUCUUCUCAAGCACAGCACAGCACAAGAACCAGACGCUUCCUCAACUUCGGCUCUGCUCUGCUCAUCAGGAUCAGAAACUUUGGUAUAACUGUUUGAGCGUGCAAGACAUGGAUAACAUACAAGAGAUCACACAAGGGAUGCACGAAUUGAAAUUUGGAGAGAUGGCAGGCACUUUUCCUCAGGAAAUCAUACAAGAGAUCCUAAUUAGGUUGCCCGUUAAAUCUAUGGUCAAAUGCACCUCAGUGUGCAAAGCAUGGAAGUCCAUGAUCAUAAACCCAAGCUUUAUCCGCACCCACCUCAGCCUAACAGUCGAUGACGUUCACCUCCUACUCCAUAGAGUUUCUGGUUUGGAGGAGACCACCUUCCUCGGCAAAACGGUCAUGGACAAGGUAGACGACGAGGUUCACUCUGUGCAUUAUGAUAACCAGGCUUUCGAUGAGUACGCCAAGAUAGAAUUUACAAUUCCUCGAAAGCAAGAACUGUGGAACUCACAUCUUCGUGUGGUCGGCAUUUGUGACGGGCUAUUCUGCCUUGCGGAUGAUAUCUACCGUUAUGGUUACAACUUCUUUAUAUGGAACCCAGCCAUUAGAAAGUUACUGACCCUUCCCAAGCCUGAUGUUAGAUUUGUUACACAUCGUGGGUACGAUGCCUCAAUUGGAUUUGGUUUUGAUGCUAUGACCAAUGACUAUAAGGUUGUGAGAGUUGUCACUUUAUUGGAUCAACGUGGGACACCAACUCUUGCUGAGGUUUAUUCCCUGGCCACCGGCACAUGGAGCAGUCUUGGUUGUGUUUCUCCUACAUGUCUAACAGAUGGACGUGCAUCCAGUGCUUUUGUUAAUGGGGUUCUUCAUUGGCCUGUAUUCUGCAAAACAAAUGGUGGUCUUUACUAUUUUAUAUUGACGUUUGACCUGGGCAAGGAGGUUUUCCGUAAGAUACCUAUGCCGAAGAUUAUCCAAUGGAAAUACGACUUGGGUUUGCGAUUGUCUGUUUCAGAUAACAGAAAAUCUAUUGCUCUGUUCACGAUGGAUAACAGGUGUGAAGAUUCUUUUCUUGAGAUAUGGGUGAUGAAAGAGUAUGGCGUAAAGGAGACAUGGACCAAACUGAUUACCCUUGGUCCACAAGGUCCAGAAAGACUUUUACCCAGGGCCUUAUAUUUUAGGAAGAGUGGUGAAGUACUGGUGCUUCUCACUGACAAAUCAAGGCAGGAACUAGUAUCACUAGACCUUGUGAGCAAACAGUUUAAAAAUCUUGGGAUUUCUGGAUAUCAAUAUUGCAAUGUUGGUUUUUAUAAAGAGAGCCUCCUCUUACUCAACAAGAGCAAUGCAGAGUCUUACUAAGAGAAAGAACAGAUCUGAUGCGCAAUAACGCCCUUUACCCGAUGUGCCUGAUACCUGAUGCUCAGUAACGUCGUUCUCUUGUUCUCUCAUGAGCUAACAUAAUUUUCGUUUUCUUGUUUAUUGUGUUGCAGAUUUGUAGGGCAGUAGUGUUGUAUGCCUGAAGUGCCUGAUGUUGUGGUGUAAUUACUUAGCAUGAACUUGUUAUCUGUAGUGCUGAUAUGCUUUCUGUAGUAGUUGUUGGACUAUUUAUUCUUCAGCUUUUGAAAAACUGUAAUGGAACUAUGGAAGUAUCUAGUUACUAAUUUCUAUUGGCU